Messenger RNA from Mycosarcoma maydis (corn smut), 4587 nucleotides. RefSeq lists its product as uncharacterized. NCBI's taxonomy places the organism in Eukaryota, Fungi, Basidiomycota, Ustilaginomycetes, Ustilaginales. The record is from RefSeq and is a predicted model, not a curated record. Gene Ontology annotation, molecular function: double-stranded telomeric DNA binding. Gene Ontology annotation, biological process: telomere maintenance via telomere lengthening. The coding region runs from base 1 to 4587 and encodes 1528 amino acids. The transcript has a single exon.
AUGUCAGCUUCUGCUCGGAGCUCGACGAGAAGAACGCGCAACUCCAUCGCAGCAGCUUCGUCGUCAAUUGCUGCAUCGCGCACACGCGCUCGCAGCGCGUCGAGGCGUCAAAGUACGACGACUGAUUCACCAUCCGCGACCCAAUCACGCACUCGCAAUGCAUCGCGGCCACAAAGCAUCACAGCUUCCUUGUCAGCUGCUACAUCCCAACCACGCACUCGCAAAACAACCAGGCGACGAAAUACUACGGGAUCCUUCCAGUCACAUUAUAUUGUGCUAUCAUCCGACUCCUCCGACUCCUCCGACUCACCGGACUCACCAGACUCACCAGACUCACCAGACUCACCAGACUCACCAGACUCACCAGACUCACCGGGCUCGCCCAAUCCUUCCGAGUCGCCCGUCUCUGAUUCUGAUGAUCAAGCCACACCCGAAGCAUCCGACUUUGACUAUUUGGACCUUUCCGAUGCAUCCGACUCCGAUCAUUCAGACCCGUCUGACGCAUCCGGUGCAUCCGACACAUCCGAUCACGAACACCAAGAUCCUUCUAACACGCUCCGCUCCAAUGCGCCUCGGGCAGCCCGCCAGGAUCGCUCGCUUCGCGAAAGCACAGAUGAUGUGUCCAGCGACGAGGCUGCAGAGACGUCCAACGUGACGGAUGCAGUUGCUACAAGCGACGAAUCCCAGGAGGCUCUGGAUGAGGCUUUGGUCGCCAGUCAGCUCACACCGCGUCCGAGCCGCCAUAUCCACCUGGAGUCGGCUGACAGCGACACCACGCAGACCGCGCUCCACCGCUUGCACCCACAAGAGCAGAGGGGCAACAGACUCGCCAGAGCUUCGAUCGCAGGUCCACUGGUUUCCAGCCGCGACACCAACCAUACAAGCAUAUCGACCCGCUCGCGUCCUUCGAAACGAGCCAGACACAGUGCCCCACUCACCCGCACUGCCACCUCUGCGCAGUCAGGCUCGCGAAGCAUAGAUACAGCGAGAAGCGCGCUUUCGAACACGCCAGCAUCAACGCGCCGAAGUAAACGCCUGAAUGCAGGCAUAGUCAUUUCUGACGACGAAUCCAGCCAAGAGUCGGAUGAAGGCUCGGAAGAAGGAGACGAAGAACCGGACGAAGAUUCGGACGACGAGUCCGAGGAAACAAACACGAUAACAGACAAGAUCGCAGCACAAUCAGGGCGGCGACCAAGGCGAUCGUCGCCUCGUUCGGGCGCAGAUUUGACAGCAAACACGACCGUAGCGCAAUCCGAACAGCGGUUACGCCCAUCGCUGGCUGAUCCGGAUGGACGACUCGACGUGCCUACUAUCGAAGAGCGAUGUGCUGCAAUCAUCAUCAACGCAAAGGGCGUGCUCCACUUCUACAUGAGUCUCUACCACCAGCAAUGGCAACGCGAGUCGUUUGAUGAUAUGCUCCGCUACUGGACACCCUUUGAGUCGUACAAAACCAACCAGCUGCUCGCCGAAGCUCAAUACAAGCAUCACUUUAUCGAUACCGAAGAAGUCACGCGCUCAUUGCUCCGAGAAUCCGAUCGGACGCCACCAGAAGGUUUCGAUGAGGCAAUGCAGAUGGCCAACUGCGCUACCUUUGUUCACUACAUCCACCAACUCCCCACAGACCCUGCACAGUACCAACGUGCCAAAGGUCAAGACAUCACGGGCGAAGACGUUGUUCGCGCCCCGCUGCGAAACAUUAACGAACUCAAUGAUGCCCGUUGCGUCUUUCUGCGAUUCAUUGUGCCCUUGGAGUCGGAAAUCACCGACGAGGUGCUCAACAUGCUUCUCGACAUGAGCGUCCAAAUCUACAUCCAUCGUCUAGAGCAUGUCUUGCAAGCAGUUCGAGCAGGUGAGAUGGCCGAAGACGUUGGCCGCACAGACAUCUCGGAUCAUCUAUCCAUCCUCAUGAGUGGCGAGAUUGUACGUCACUCGCUUGAGCAUGUCAAGAGGCGACGUGGAAUGUCACAAGCCCAGAUCGACUACAUGGUGCAGCGGUACGAGACGUUUGCCAAUAUUCGCCAGAUCGACCUUCAGGGCAUGCAGCAUAACUACGUCGCCCUGCGCGAGAUGUUUUCAUUCCAAAGGAUGGCAGCCGAUCUUACCGGCUACGUGCGCGAUGUGGUGCGCGAGGUUGAUGCUGGAAUGCACUCGACAACAUUACCGCUCAUCAUGGAACGCCUUGCACGCGAGUCGAGCGUGUUCAGUGCCUCAAUCAUUCCCGAUAUUGUCUCCGCUUCCAGCCCUGACAUGGAUGGUGAGAACCAACGUCCGUUGGGCAUCGACACGGGACCAAGUCAAUCGACACCCAAAACCACAGCUGGCGCCACCCAGGCGUCACAGCCUUUCGCUAGCGAAUACACCAUUUGGCUGGACGAAUUGAUGGAUGAGGAUGAUUCGCAAGACAAUCUGCAGCCUCACACGCAGCCACGAGAUUCCGUAGAGAUCGUUCCACAAAGCAAUGAUCUUGUUGAACUGACAGUUACGCAGAAACUCCUCGAGCUCGAGGCUAUGUCGUCUCUCGAACGCGAAGGGGCUGCUCUGAUCGACAGCGUUGACCUUGAUGUCGCUUCCAGUCCUCCGCGGGACAAUAGACUCGCAGCACGACUUUCUGCUGCGCUCAACAGCUCUGGUCGCACCACAACACGUGACCCGCACCAGCCACCAGGCACUUUCGUUCCAUUUGAAAGCAGUGAAGCAGCCGGACAGGUGGAGCCACGCCGGAACCGCGAUGGCCCGUUCGACUCGCCGACAAAGGAGAAAGCGGGAAGAUUGGGCUUCGACAGUCAGAACCGUCUGGUGCGUCACACAGCAGAAGGCGACCGCAGGAACCAGAGACUCGUCGAUGGGUCAGCAACGGCAGUCCGAGAAUCUCGCUUUGAAACUCAGGGCGAGGAUGAUGAAGAUGUCUUUCUCGAAAACGCCGUUCGCGGCCACAAGCGUGGAAAGCAGAAAGGCAAAGGAAAGGCGACUGCACCGCCUCCACCCGCUGACGUACAAGCGACACCGACUUCCGGACGCAGUCUGCAAAUUAACGCGGCACAGCGACGCCUAAGCCCUCUGCAAGAAUCAGCUGCCGAUAGCGAGAGCGCUGCAGAUGCGCCAGACGAUGUUCCGAUCACCAGAAGAAGAAGCUCUCGUGUUGUAGCACAAAAAUCGAAGCCCAGGCGAGACUCUGUCAAUUCCGCUCAACGUCAAGCUCAGCAGCGUGCAGAGGACAGUGCUGAGGCAGAGGAAAGCGACGAAGCAGAGGAGCAGCAAGAGCGAAACGUGACUUUUGUAAGUCCUACAAUGGGCGCCGAGGAGGCGCGCUCUAAAAGGACACGUUCGCAAACUGCAAGAGGCCGGAGCAGCGUCAGCAAGGGAGAUGCCACCGGUCUUGGGCGAGGUUUGCCUCAAGAUGGAUCGCAAGCCCGUACGCGAUCCACUGAAUCUGGGCGGCUGCGCGAGGAAGGCGAGUCAAGCGACGACGAACAAGGCGAAGCGGAUAGGCCGACUGACGGGAAUAGGCUUGAAGGCGUCCAGACCGAGCUCGAAGCUACGAGAGCUACACCGGAUGAGGGCUUUGUUGGCGAUGACGACCAAGCUGUUCUUCGACGCCGAGCAGCUAGGGAUGCCGCUGUUGCUGCAAAACAGCCUCGGCCUGGUACGGUGCGUUUCCACCGACCCGAGGCGGAAGACGAGGCGAUGCCGCUUGCUGGACUGGAAGAUGAGUCUCGCACAGACGGCGAGGACGCGGAUGCAAUCGCGAUGCGCGACGAGAACGCUGUAGCUGAGAUCCUGCGCUCUAGCGAUCCGGCGCCUUCGCGUCGUAUUGGGCCGUAUCGCCCGGCCAGGUUACGUUGUCAACAAGCUCUAGAAGAAGCUGCCCCUGUUGUUAAUCAGAUUUCCUUGGAAGAAGAGGACGAAGAGGAAGAGGAGGACGAGCUACAAGACGAGGUGAGCGCCCAAAGCGCUCCCAGCAAACGUCAACGGCGCGCCGAACCGCUCGGCCAAACAGUGCGAGUGGAACCGUACAAAGGGUCGAACCUGUACGUCUCUGGUCACAACAUGUCGGGACGAGUACGAUGGACUGAUGCGGAAACGACAUGCUUGCUGUCGGCGUUACACGAGCUAGCUCGGUACAAGCAAGUGUCGCCAAAGUUCGCCGUGUACUCCGAGGUGCUAAAGCGACACGGUGUGCGCGGAACGCAAUCGACGUUGCUGGCGAGGUGGAACAACGUGCAGUUGAAAGACAAGGCGAGGAACGAGCUGAUCAGGAUGAAGAGGGAAGGCGUCAGGAUCCCGUAUUGGAAGAGGCUGUUGCAUCCAAAUAUCUGGAAGCCGAAACGGGUCGUGGAGAGGGAGAGGAGGGAAGACACGGAAGAUGUGCCGGACGUGGGUUCUUGGUCGCAGCUCCGAUCAAGUGGAGAGCGCAGGAACCCUAUCCUGUUAGCAAGCAGUGAAUCGGACAAUGCAAGUGCUGCAGCGGUGCAAGCACAAGCUGCCACCGAGAACGGCGUCGAUGUUGAGCCCGACAAAUCGCAACGUGCUAGAGACGCUCAACGCGGCCAAGAUCAGCGCUCGUCGAGUUCUCUUUCAAACGAAUAG